AGGGAAAAUCGUUAGCGGUGGCUGUCAGUGGAAGAUGAAUCAACCACGGCGGCGGAAACAGAGAAGGUAACGGAACUCACCUUCCAUGUGUGUAAUGACGAAACAGAGAAGAUGAAUCAACCACGGUGGCUGGCUUAGUGUGUAAUGACGAAAUCGACAAUCUCUAGCCGGAAAGGAGAGUUGAGUUUGUAGAUCUACAAGAAGUCGGGGGAGAGAUGAAAUUAGGGUUUGUCCCUUGGAAACUGCAAAGAUAUUAGAUCGAUUCCUUCAAAAUUUGAAUUAAAAAAUAUCUGAAAAGAUAUUAUUUGUUUUAUUCUCUUUAUUGUUAAUAGUUAGACAAUCUAAUUCAGUUGUUCUAGUUACAGGACUGAGACAUGAUUCGUGAAACCGAUUUUCAGUAAGAGGAGAGGGCUAAGGUAGACAUUUCACUCAGACAAAGUGUCCACAAAGACCAAAGUGACUUAAUGUGUAAUUGAUAAGAUGAAUUGUGUCUGUGGGCGUAAAUAUCUCUUUCCGAUACCCUGAUCUGGUCAAAUGCAACAUAACAAGCCUGUUAAAUCUCCUUAGUCUCGUAAUUUUGUGUUAUCUCUUAAUAAUAAAAAAAUAUGUGGUAAUUAAGGCUCCCUCUCUCUCCUCUCAAGUAUCUCUCAUUCUUAUAUGCUUUUCUAUAUAAACCAAGGUUUCUGAUCGUGUGAACCACCUUGUGUCUCCUUUGAAAUGAAGAAACUUUUAUGGAGUCUGACUGUGUUUGGUGUCAUCUUAAUCUUCCCUGUUAAUGGGGUGCCGGAGUUUGAUAAAAUGGAGAGGCUCCCAGAUUUUAAUGGGACACAUGUUUAUCAGACCGAAAAUAAUGUCUAUUCCAAAGCAAAGCCUACAAUGGUAGAACUCACUUUCGUUAAAAAUCCUGUUGAGAGAUCAGCAGUGUGUCUAGAUGGAAGUCCUUCCGGAUAUCAUUUUCAUCCCGGGUCCGGUUCAGGAGCAAAGAAUUGGAUCGUUCAGUUUGAGGGAGGUGGAUGGUGUGGUACCAUCGAAGAUUGUGUAAAUAUGAAGAAAACUAGUCAUGGAUCGUCCAAGUAUAUGGAGAAACGUAUACCUUUUACAGGAAUUCUAAGUGACAAAGCCGCGGAAAAUCCAGACUUUUAUAACUGGAACAAAGUAAAAGUUAGGUCCUGUGACGGUGGAUCCUUAAUGGGAGACAAUGAAAAUCAGGAUGCAAAACUUCAGUUUAGAGGAAAGCGAAUAUGGACAGCUGUUAUGGUAGACUUGAUGACAUUCAAUGGAUUGCGUGAGGCAAAGCAGGCUCUGCUUUCUGGAUGUUCUACUGGAGGCCUUACAGCGAUACUUUACUGUGAUAAUUUUAAAUGGUAUUACCCUAAAGGCAAAGUAAAAUGUCUGAGUGAUGCUGGCCUUUUCCUUGAUGCCACCGAUGUCGCUGGAGAUCGACCUCUUAGAAAUUUAUACAGAGAUUUAAUACAAUUACAGAGUGUUACAACACAGCUCCCUAACGAAUGUUUAAAACGGCUUAAUCCAACUUCGUGUUUUUUCGCGCAAAACCUAAUAAACCAAGUGAACACGUCAUUGUUUAUUCUAAAUGCUGCAUACGAUUCUUGGCAGAUCCGAGAGGGUUUAACUCCUAAAUCUGCAGAUCCAAAUGGAAGUUGGUCUGACUGUAGACUUAACAUCGCAAAGUGCAAUGCAUCUCAGAUAAAGUUCUUGCAAGGUUUCAGGACUCAGAUGGUGAAUUUGAUCAGUAGUUUUACAAAGCCAAGGAAGAACGGAGUAUUUAUUAACUCGUGCUUUACUCAUUGCCAAACAGAGAAUCAGGACACAUGGUAUUCCAAAAACUCUCCUGCUGUUAAGAACAAGAGAAUUGCAGUAGCUGUGGGAGAUUGGUAUUUCGAAAGAAGAGGAGCGAAACUCAUAGACUGUGCUUAUCCUUGUGACAAGACUUGCCGCAAUGAAGUUGCCGAAUGAUAAAUUGUUUCUAUAUAUUUUGGCAUUCAAAUCCUUUUUGUCAUUCUUAUUUUCAACAAAUAACCGAAAAUAAAGGACAACUGCCUAGAACAAUUUAGCUAACCAAAUUGCUAGUGUAAAAUUAGUAUGAACUACUGCUAUUAUUGGCGAUAAAUGCAAACAUAUUUUAGAUAAUUCUGUAUCGAUAGAUAAUGCAAACAUAUUCUCAAUCCUAGCUAGAUAAGCUUAAUAUUAUUCCAAGUUGUAUUCAAUAUCUUAUUCUACAUUGUAUCACUUGCUUCACAAUGGUUGAUCUCUCACAUUCAUUAGACUAUCGUUUAGACUUAAGGGAACUGUAUAAACAAAUAUUUCUGUCUUGUGUAAUUCUAGAGAAAAAAAUAUGUUGCCGAAUGUUAAAAGAGAAAAAAAAAAUUACCUAAUGUAGAUGGUUUUAGAAAUUAGCAAUA
This is a messenger RNA of Brassica rapa (field mustard), 2420 nucleotides long. RefSeq names its product pectin acetylesterase 2. Gene Ontology annotation, cellular component: plant-type cell wall. Gene Ontology annotation, molecular function: pectin acetylesterase activity. The record is from RefSeq and is a predicted model, not a curated record. Lineage: Eukaryota; Viridiplantae; Streptophyta; Magnoliopsida; Brassicales; Brassicaceae. Gene Ontology annotation, biological process: cell wall organization.